Molecule: messenger RNA, 1218 nt
Organism: Papilio polytes (common Mormon)
Lineage: Eukaryota; Metazoa; Arthropoda; Insecta; Lepidoptera; Papilionidae
Product: ankyrin repeat domain-containing protein 54-like
Exons: 1
Coding region: 171-974 (267 amino acids)
Molecular function (GO): protein binding
Source: RefSeq, a predicted model, not a curated record
UUUUUAUUCCUACAAUCAAUCACUCAAUCAGUGCUCAGCUCAAAGAUUUUUAUUUUUAUGAUUUCUAUUUUAUUCGUUUCGUACUGGGUUUAUUAGAACGUUUAAGUGAAUUUUCUUCAGGAGUUGAAAGCAGUAAGAUAACUUUCUAAGCAGAAAGAAUUGAAUGAAUAAUGGCAGACUCCGGAGUUGACACCAGUAAUGAAAGUAGUGAUAAUCAAAACAUUGAUCAUUCUCCGUGUAUUAUAGAAUUUAAUCCCUUAGCAAAUUCGUUAGACUUGCCUGGAAAUGAGGGGAUAUCAAGAGAUUUCUUCGACGAACCUCACGAUUUAAUUGGUAAAAUAAAAUGUACCACGAAGGCCAGACAUUGCCGGAUUAAAUAUCGUUGCAGUGCUACGAUUUAUUCAACAAGAAAUCAGAAGCUUCGAUUUGCUGCUUCGACAAACAACUCCGAACUUGUGGAAAAAUUACUGUCUUCGGGCGCUGAUCCGAACUCUUCAGAUGAGCAUAAACGAAGUCCUUUACAUUUAGCAGCAUGUCGUGGAUACGUCGAUGUUGUAAAAGUUCUGUUAAGGCACGGCGCUAACCCUAAUAUAAAAGAUACUCUUGGUAACACCCCAUUGCACCUUGCGGCAUGUACUAAUCAUAUACCUGUGGUAAUUGAACUGCUUGAUGCUGGUACAGAUGUUAAUUCCAAUGACAGGAAUGGUCGAAAUCCCAUUCAAUUGGCUCAAAGUAAAUUAAAACUAAUUCAAAUGCGUCCAAGCGGUGCCGGUUAUUUUGAAGAGACUCGCCAACUUAUUAGUGAAAUUUGCCUUGUUGUUGAGAUGAUGCUUAAAUAUAUGAAAAUUCAAAAAGCUGAUUCUGGUGAUCUCGAAUCCGUCCGUCAGAGGCUUGAGUGUAUUAGCACACGGGAGCAAGUGGAGUCGGAAGUUCAAAAUUUACUUGACAGUCUUGACUCUUUAAAACUCAGAUAAAUUUAUUAUAAAUGUUUUUAUUUAUCUACAAAACUAAUAAUAAAUCUUUUAAUUUCCUAAUGUGAAUAAUAGAUAUAUUUUCUAAUUUAAUUUUAUCAUUUUCACUUUGUGACAAAUUCAUGUUUGUUUCACAUAAACAAGAAAUGUUUGCCAUGAUUUAAUAGUUAUAAGAUUUAAUUAUAAUAUUUAGAAAUAAUACAUGAAAUUGUAUAUGAUAUAAGAAAUAAACAUGUUUGAUUUUCAA